AUGAAGUCAUCGAAAAUGAAGUUUGCGAAGAAGUUGAAAUCGAUUAGAGCCGGCGAAUAUCUCAACCAGGAUCGGAUUCUCCAGGUGCUUUCAGCUGCAGAUGGGAUCUCCGAAUAUCUUCCCAAGAUAUCUAAUCCCAUUUCUCAGAUUACAGCAGGUUCUAUCUGGAGAUCGCCUCAAAUGCUUGAAGAUCAGAUGGCCGAUGGAACGGGACUUGUGGAUAACCAUAAGGAAGGAGAAGAAGCUUCUGGGUGUUUCGCCGGCGACGAGGAGAACGUCCGGCCGCCGGUGAACCAGAUUCCGAGAGUUCCGUGUGAUCGGAGAGAUAGCAAAUCGGCGGUUUCUGGCGGUUUUGAUACCGGUGUCGGCAGAAAGAAUCUCGGAUCUGGAUUUAGAAGACCUGAAUUGAAUUCAACCACACUUUUCGAUCCGAAGCUACUUGAAGCGUUCGAAUUAGCUGUGGGGUGCUUUAGGAGAUUACACGAAUUUUCCAGAGAAUCCAAAGUCGAUGAUGAAGAAGACGGUAUCGUCUUUCCAGCUGUUGUCAGCGAGAUCGAGGAUGAGAAAAUUGAGAAAUGCGAUGGUCCUCUUCCUCCAGUAAUAGCCGUCAACGAACAAGAGGAAGAUAGAGGGAAAGACGAAAAUGUCCUUCACAAUGAUGCUACCCUUCAGAAAGUAGCAAUGGCGGAAGAAGUCGGAAUCGAGAGAAGACCAAUCGGAGAAGACGAUAGUGGAAAAGACGGAAUUAUCCUUGCCAACCCGUUAUUGGAAUUUGAGGAACGGUGUCCUCCGGGAGGAGAGGAAUCCGUAGUGUUCUACACGACGACACUUAGGGGAAUCAGAAAGACAUUCGACGACUGCAACAUGAUCCGGUUUCUGCUGGAUAGCUUUAAGGUUAAGUACUACGAGAGAGAUGUGUCGAUGCACAGACAUUACAGGGAAGAGCUCCGGAGAAUUUCAGCGGUGGGGGAAACAGAGGUUUUGCCUCCGGUUCUGUUCAUAAAAAGAAGGUGCAUCGGCGGAGCUCAGCGAGUAUUGAGUCUACACGAGCAAGGUAAGCUUAGAGCUUUGUUUGACGGCAUUCCAAUCGCCGGAGAUAAACUUUGCCAGCGGUGCGAUGGGUUCAGGUUUUUGAUGUGUGAGGGAUGCAGAGGUAGUCGCCGGAUUGUCUGUGGUGAUGGAACAAGGAUUCAGUGUUUGUUAUGUAACGAGAAUGGGUUGAUUGUGUGCGUUGAUUGCUCGUAA
Molecule: messenger RNA, 1245 nt
Organism: Microthlaspi erraticum
Lineage: Eukaryota; Viridiplantae; Streptophyta; Magnoliopsida; Brassicales; Brassicaceae
Source: the annotation of a GenBank genome assembly